Thyridium curvatum is the source of this 687-nucleotide messenger RNA. RefSeq lists its product as uncharacterized. The record is from RefSeq and is a predicted model, not a curated record. The coding region runs from base 1 to 687 and encodes 228 amino acids. Lineage: Eukaryota; Fungi; Ascomycota; Sordariomycetes; Thyridiales; Thyridiaceae. The transcript is spliced from 3 exons.
AUGACGCAGGACGCCACCACAGGCAUGGUCCUGGGCUACGACGCCGUCCACCCCUUCGCCAAGGUCAAGCUCACAGACCGGGCCUCGGUGCAGGAGCUCCUCCGGACCCUGCUCGACCCGCUCGAGCCCUUCUUCUCGCCGGGGAAAGCCCGCGUGCGCUGCCCCGGCGCCACGGCCGUGCGGUUCGACCAGGCCGCCUCCGAGGUCGAGGGCAUCUGCCGGCCGCUCUGGGGGCUCGCGUGCCUGCUGGCCGGCGGCGGCGAGUACAGGGGCACCGGGCGGUGGGUCGAGGGCGUGAAGGCCGGGACGGACCCGGAGUCGGGCGAGUACUGGGGGUACCCGCGGGACAACGACCAGAGGAUGGUGGAGAUGUGUCCGCUUGGUGCUGUUGCUGAGAUGUGCGUCGUGUUUGUCAUAGGCUUUGCGCUGGCUGUUGCCCCCGUGUUCUGGGACUCGAUGUCUGAGAAGGAGAGGGAGAACAUGGAGAAUUGGCUGGGGAACUCGAUUAAUGAGAAGAACAUGCCAAACACAAACUGGCUCUGGUUCCGGGUCUUUGCCAAUCUGGGCCUCAAGAAGAACGGCGGCAAGUUCUCCCAGGAGAGGCUCGACAGCGACAUCGAGCACCUCGACACCUUUUACCGCGGCGACGGCUGGUCCAACGACGGGCCCGAGGGCAUUCACCGUUGA